Eleginops maclovinus (Patagonian blennie) is the source of this 3715-nucleotide messenger RNA. It is a transcript of the gene st6galnac6, whose product is annotated as ST6 (alpha-N-acetyl-neuraminyl-2,3-beta-galactosyl-1,3)-N-acetylgalactosaminide alpha-2,6-sialyltransferase 6. NCBI's taxonomy places the organism in Eukaryota, Metazoa, Chordata, Actinopteri, Perciformes, Eleginopidae. Bases 212 to 1144 code for a protein of 310 amino acids. The transcript is spliced from 6 exons. Gene Ontology annotation, molecular function: alpha-N-acetylgalactosaminide alpha-2,6-sialyltransferase activity. The record is from RefSeq and is a predicted model, not a curated record. Gene Ontology annotation, biological process: oligosaccharide metabolic process; ganglioside biosynthetic process.
GCAUGAGACGGUAAUGUGCGGAUUAAAAUCAGCUGUACAUUAGGACCCUGGGACAUGCCACUGUGGAUCAUAUUUUAAUCACAUCAGCGGGGUUUUGUUUAAAACUGAAUUUAAUUUCAGUGGAUGUACGUCAACAGGGCUGGGAAAUAUGGCUGCAUAUGAUGACAGACAGUCACUGGCACUGUGUUGGUACACAGCCUGAUCUGACAGCAUGGGACUCAAGCUCAGUGCAAAGGCGCAACAGAGCCACAGGCUGGUGAUCUUCGCGGCCAUCUUCGUCCUGAUGACACUCCUCAUCCUCUAUGGCUCCAACAAUGUCAACGAUAACAUCUACUCUCCGCUACAUCUGGCUAUAAAUAAUGCCAUCAAGGCCACAGAUCUGAAGAAGUGGUCUGGGAAAGACGGAUAUGUGCCAUUUCAUGGGAACAAGACAAUGAACCUGCGCUGUGGUAACUGUGCUCUGGUGACGAGCUCCAGCCACGUACUGGGGAGUCGUGCCGGAGCAGAGAUCGACCGGGCGCAGUGUGUGAUCCGGAUGAACGACGCCCCCACGCUGGGCUUUGAGGCGGACGUGGGGAACAAGACGUCUGUGAGGGUGGUGGCUCACUCCAGCGUGUUCAGGGUGGUCCGCAGGCCCAAUGAGCUCCUGCAGAGGCCUGACAGCAACCCCGUCAUCAUCUUCUGGGGACCCCCCAACAAGAUGGGGAAGGACGCCAAAGGGACCCUGUACCGGCUGAUCCAGAGGGUCAGCAUGACCUACAGCAACAUGUCCUGCUUCAGCAUCACCGCCAGCAAGAUGCGCCGCUUCGACAGCCUGUUUCACCGGGAGACCGGGCGGGACAGACAAAAAUCUCACUCCUGGCUAAGCACAGGCUGGUUCACCAUGGUCAUCGCCAUCGAGCUAUGUGAUAGCAUCAAAGUGUAUGGGAUGGUCCCAUCCAAUUACUGUGGAAAAUCUAAACCUCCUGCCAAGAAGAUGCCCUACCACUACUACAAGCCCAGGGGGUCGGAUGAAUGUGUAACUUACCUGCAGCAUGAGGGCGGCCGCAGAGGGAACCACCAUCGCUUCAUCACUGAGAAACAAGUGUUUGGCCGCUGGGCGAAGCAGUACAACAUCACCUUCUCUCACCCCAAUUGGGUUUAGACUUUUGUAAAAAUAGAAGAGAGAAAUAUCCACACUAAAAGCGGCUUGAUUGAAAGAAUGAGCCUUCAUGAAGCCACAUCAUCAUAAACACGCCAUGGGGACGAAAAAUCUUUUGGUCAAAACAGUUUGGACCAAUUGAGAGGAAAGAAUAUAUAGUGUAAAUCCCCAUUUUUGUAAAUAGAGAAGAAAUUGAAUUUAAAGAGGAAUUUUUUGACAUGUUUAUAAUAUUUUUGUUAUUGAAAAUGCACUUGUGUUUCCCAUGCUCAGGGGGGAUUAUAUCAGCAAGCAUUCUCAUGAAACAUCUAAAUGGACUACAAAACUAUGUUAGCUCUACAUAAACCGUCUCUUAUACAAAAGUCAACCUCUAAAGUAACUGCAGUCAGAUUCAACUAAAUACUUUUAUCUGCAUGUACAUUUCAGUAUACUUAGAUGUAGUAUGGGAGCAAUAUGACGUACAGUACCUUAUACUUUUCAUUAUUUUGGUUCUAAUAAGUUCUUCAUACAUUUUGAAACAAAGACUUACAUUUUGCCCCAAAAGGGAUUUAAAGCGGCCCCAUUAUUCUUUUUGGGGUUUUCCCUAUCCUGUAGUGCGUUAUAGGUUUUUGUGCAUGUAAAUGGUCUGCAAAGGCUAAAAUCCCAAAUUCCAUUGGACUCCUUUGUUUACUUAUGGAACAUAGUGACAUCACUAUGUAACAGUCGCUCUUCUAUUGGCUAGUGCUCCCACUAAUUGUACCUGAAAGGCUAAGGAGCAGAACGUCGUUAAGCGGUUGAGCAAUCACAACAGAGCCGGCCAGCUAAGCAAUCACAGCAGACUGGGCUCUGGUUUCAGACAGAGGGUGAAAAGAGGUGCUGCAGCACAGGCAGUAUGAGAAACAUAAAGAGCUUUUUGAACGUUAAAGCAUGGAGACAUGUCACAGUACUGCUUUGGAACCUGACAAUGAGCAGAGUAGAGCCCCUCUAUAGACACAGGACACAUUCAGAUUCUUGAAAUGAUGUGGCGAGAAAACUAUUCUACAGAUACAGAUUGCCACUUUCACAGAAUACUUGAGUCUUAAUACUAAGAUUAGUUUUUCCCAAUCAUAACAAGUUGUCAUAUCCUCGAUUUGUCUAAUAUAGUACUUAAUUGUAACAUUAUUGAUGUUGAUUUGAAUGUUUUCAUGAAAGUGAGAGUUAACAUAGUUGUUGCCUCAUGACCUUCUUACCUCAGUGGCAUUUCAGCGCAUGCAUCUUAAAUUCACAAAAUGCAUCCUGCUCGAGUUAUAUAUAAUAUCAGUACGCUCUUAGGAAUGCACCAUUCAAUUAAACAUGACUAAACAAAACAGGAUGCAGAGAAGGGUACAAUAUCUUAAACUGUGAUGCCUUUUGCAAACAAGAUGCUUCUUCAUAAUUAAGGGAGCAAUGUGCUUGAUCAGAAGCCAGUAUAAUCAAUAUUUUCAGAAAAAGUGAUUCAUAGGACUUUACUGAUAUUAAAUUGCCUGCUAAAUAUAUUUAGAUAUUACCCAGAAAAAGUAACAUUUCUAUAGAGUAUGAUGCAAAAACUGUGAAUAUCUUACCCAUCAGAGUUAUAUAAACUAACUAAGUUUAAGAAAGAUAAAUAAAACUAGAUGCAAUUCAGCAGCACAACAAACUACAGGCAUUAAAAUAUUGAAUUACUGGUACUAGUUUUGUAAAAGUUUAAACUGAAAAUGUAUAAAAGUAUGUUUUAUUGCAGGAGUUGUAUCAAAGUACAUAUUGCCUUGUUUACCUUAUUAUCUGGGAACUGAGUGUAUAACAAGCUAAUCCACAAAUACUUAGACGUCCUAUUCCCUGUAAACCUGGCAUUCAAAUUAAAUAUUUGCCUGGCUGCUUUUGUAUUUAUGAGAGAAUAAAAUGCUCAUACAUAUGGGUAGAUUAAUGCACGUAGCAUGCCUGGCAACUGGAAAGUGAUCGCAUCGUUACACAAUCUGUUGGAUGAACUGCUUAGGAACCUGAAGCAGACUCAUUGACGAAAAUAUUCAGUGCCAUUUGUACGGUGGCUAACGGGUGCAAACGCGUGACAACGGCACGAAACCUUUCCAUUUGGACAAACGGGCUGCAGCUUCAAAAACAAUGCAAAUAUAAAAAUGAAAUGUGCGAAAACAUACAAAUGAAGAAACAUCUUCACCACCGUGACACACAUGCGCAGGGUUUACUAAAACACUGCAGAUACAGAAACACUGCAACACUGUUGACGUUCAGGACUAUAAAGUCCUUCAGUGUUUUGGGCUGUUGUAGCGCGUUUGCACCGGUCUGCCUCCGUACAUUUAUCUGUACAUGUUGUGCCAUCUCAGUGCAGUUUUUUCAUUAAAAGUACUGUAACAAAAGUCAUUAUAUGCUUUUAAAUCUACAUUACAAGUCAGCUCAAGCUUGUGGAUAGUUUUUGUAUUUAAAUAUGUACAAUAUGUUUCGGCUUUUACAAACAAUGACAUACAGAAUGAAGAACGAAUGACAAAGAUGUUGAAUGUUUGAAACAGCUGCUUUUACAGUAAGCAACACUCUGAUAAUGGAAAAAGUACAUCUUGAUGGUGAUUAUAAACAGUCUGCCAGCCUUUG